AUGCUGUCUCUCCUCCAACUCAUCCCUCUCCUCCCAUUCGCUGCGGCCGCGACGUACCCCCUCGUCGACAGCCACAAGGGCGAAACCUUUCUUGACGGUUUCAAGACCCCCUCCAGCGUAUAUGACAACACGACUUCCGGCGAUGUGUUCUGGGCCGCCAAGGGCAACUCGUCGGUCAUGUACCUCAACGAUGCUGGCCGCUACGUACUCAAGGUCGACAACACCUCCUUCGUCCCCUACAACGAGAAGCGCUUCGCGCCUUCGCUCCUCACCGAGCGCACAUACCCCGUCGGUUCCGUCUUCGUGAUGGACGCCGUCCACAUGCCUUACGGAUGCAGUGUCUGGCCCGCCUUUUGGACGCAGGGCGCAGCCUGGCCCGCUGGCGGUGAGAUCGACAUCAUGGAAGGUGUCAACGGCCAGACGGCCAACCAGAUUGCCCUCCACACGGACUCGGAUGGCUGCUACGCCUCCCAGGACGCGCAGAUGACCGGCCAGCUCCGCCUCGACAACUGUUCCGUCACCUCGAACGGCGGCUCGGGCUGCACCGUCGGCGACCCUAACACCAACAGCUACGGUGCCGACUUUGCCGCCGCCGGGGGUGGCGUCUAUGUGGCCGAGUACGCAACUGAUGGGAUUCGCGUGUGGUUCAAGAGCCGCGCCGACGUGCCCAAGGAAAUGACGGGCGAUGCACAGUCGCUCGACACGAGCAUCCUCGGUACCCCGACCGCCAAUUACCCGUCUAGCACUUGCGAUAUUGGCAAGUACUUUGCCGACCAGAUCCUCACCAUUACUAUCACGCUUUGCGGCGCUUGGGCUGGUACCCAGAGCGUUCUUGAGGCUACCUGCCCUCCGCUUGUGGGCACCAACACCUGUUACACGACUUAUGUUAUCAACGACGCAAGCGAGACGUACAAGAACGCCUACUUUGAGCUCAACUACAUUAACAUCUACUCGACCGCGGUCGAGCCCAGCACCACCAACUCUUCCUCGGGCUCGGCGUCGGGUUCCGCGUCGGGUGCUGCCACCGGCGGCGGCGCCAAGACGACCAGCACGGCCGGCGCGCGCCGUGCCCUCGACAUGCCUAUCCGUCUCGGCUGGGCUGCAGGCCUCACCGCCGUUCUUGGCGGCGCACUUGCGUUCAUUCUCUAA
Cutaneotrichosporon cavernicola is the source of this 1149-nucleotide messenger RNA. RefSeq lists its product as uncharacterized. Bases 1 to 1149 code for a protein of 382 amino acids. The record is from RefSeq and is a predicted model, not a curated record. Gene Ontology annotation, molecular function: hydrolase activity, hydrolyzing O-glycosyl compounds. Lineage: Eukaryota; Fungi; Basidiomycota; Tremellomycetes; Trichosporonales; Trichosporonaceae. The transcript has 4 exons. Gene Ontology annotation, biological process: glucan catabolic process.